Messenger RNA from Lates calcarifer (barramundi perch), 3612 nucleotides. RefSeq names its product somatostatin receptor 1a (gene sstr1a). Gene Ontology annotation, molecular function: somatostatin receptor activity; neuropeptide binding. The transcript has a single exon. Gene Ontology annotation, cellular component: membrane; neuron projection. Gene Ontology annotation, biological process: neuropeptide signaling pathway; cellular response to estradiol stimulus. Bases 98 to 1264 code for a protein of 388 amino acids. The record is from RefSeq and is a predicted model, not a curated record. NCBI's taxonomy places the organism in Eukaryota, Metazoa, Chordata, Actinopteri, Centropomidae.
AGUCUCUCCGGUUGAACCGGAUCGUUCAGUUCCUUUUCUUCUUCCUCAGAAUCUGUUUGGGAUUUUUCUGGAUGAAUCUCUCCAUCUUCUGUCAGUGAUGCAGUCCAACACCACCUCCUCCUCCUCCUCUCCUCCUCUCCCGGUCUCUCUCGGUUCCCUGGAGGACGGCUUAUUCCUGUUGAACGGCUCCAGUAACGGCUCCGUGCCCGGCGGCGGAGCUCCGUCCGCGGGCAGCGCGGCUCUCAUCUCCUCCAUCUACUCGGUGGUGUGUCUGGUGGGUCUGAGCGGGAACUCCAUGGUCAUCUACGUCAUCUUCCGGUACGCUAAGAUGAAGACGGCGACCAACCUGUACCUGCUGAACCUGGCGGUGGCGGACGAGCUGCUGAUGCUCAGCGUCCCGUUCGUGGUCACGGCCGCGCUGCUGCGCCGGUGGCCGUUCGGCGCGGCGCUCUGUCGCCUCGUGCUCAGCGUGGACGCCAUCAACAUGUUCACGAGCAUCUACUGCCUGACGGUGCUGAGCGUGGACCGGUAUAUCGCCGUGGUGCACCCGCUGCGGGCGUCCCGGUACCGGCGGCCCACUGUGGCCAAGCUGGUGAACGUGUGCGUGUGGCUGUUCUCUCUGCUGGUCAUCCUUCCCAUUAUCCUCUUCUCCUCCACUGCCCCCAACUCGGACGGGUCGGUGGCCUGCAACAUGCAGAUGCCGGAGCCGGAGCAGCGCUGGAUGGCGGUGUUUGCGGUCUACGCCUUCCUGAUGGGCUUCUUGUUCCCGGUCCUGGCCAUCUGCCUGUGCUACAUCCUGAUCCUGAGCCAGCUGCGGGUGGUGGCGCUGAGGGCCGGGUGGCAGCAGCGCCGCAAGUCUGAGAGGAAGAUCACGGUGAUGGUGACAGUGGUGGUGUCAGUGUUCGUGGUGUGCUGGAUGCCCUUCCACAUCGUGCAGCUGGUGGGGGUCUUCUUGCAGCGUCACGACCCCACCCUGAGCCAGCUCGCCGUCGUCCUUGGGUAUGCCAACAGCUGCGCCAACCCGCUGCUCUAUGGCUUCCUGUCUGACAACUUCCGACGCUCCUUCCAGAGGAUCCUGUGUCUGCGCUGGAUGGAGGCCCCCGAGGAGCCCCUGGACUACAUGGACUACUACAGCACAGCCCUGAAGAGCCGCAGACUCAGCCUAGACCAGGACCGGGAGCAGGACUCAGAAAACGGGACCCAUCCCCUCCAAACACCAGCUCCAGGAUGUGGUCUGAACCCUGCUGACCCCUCCAAGAUUUAAAGGACCAGACUGCUCAGGGUCUAGGUUCCGAGUCUGAGUCCAGGUCUGCACGAGUCUACGUGGACAGUCUACAGGACAGAGGGGUUCAGAUUAGUUUGUUCAGUCCAGGUCCUGGAUUCAAAGGAUCAGAUUGUGUUUUUGUGCUGAAGUUUUACUCUUUGUGUCCAGAGUACUGAUCCACAACGGUCCACAAUGGUCCACAACGGUCCACGAGGUCGUCCACAGCUCAGACCAAACACAGUCAGAGUCAGAGGUCAAUAACGCUUUAUUGAUCGUAUUGAUCUCAUGGUGUUUGUCUCUGAUCACUGAGAUCAGCUGUUGUUGGACUACAGGUCAGAAAUCCUUCAGUUUAAAGCGGCAGCUACUGAAUGAAUCAACAUUAACAUUAAUGAAGCCUAAUGAAUGUUGACAACCUGUAGCUCCAACCUGAACAUGAGCUGAGCAGCAGGAGCUCUGAAAUAUUGAUUAUUGAUUGAUGUGAAUUGUUGGGUCACACCUGGAACAAACUGACUUUUACACCUGAGUGUUCACAAACAACUUGAUCCUGGAGCUCCUGGUCCAGAACUCUGAUGUUAACUCCAGAUAUUGACUGAGCUGUGAUCAGCUGAUGGUUUCUCUGUUGAACAGAAACAGAUGUUACAGAGUGAUGAGUCUUCACUCAGAGUCCAGGCAGACGUUCGUCAACAUGAAUCACUAAACUCUGACUUGAAAUCAGUUUGAUGUUCACUGCAUUGUCAGUUUAUUAGGAACAGCAGCUGAAUCUGAGUCUGGUCCUCCUCUGUGUUCUCAUGUUUAGUUUGUGUUCAACCUGUUUCACAGGUGUUGAUUCAUUUGUGCGAUGGAGGACUUUGUCUGUGCUGCUGAGACCUGUUUCUGUUGUUUGGCCUACAGUCACUGAUGUGUUUGGACACAAUAAUAGAAACACCUCCGUCACAUGAAGGGGGAUUUACAUUGGACCAGACUCAGUUUCAGCUGCUGUUCCUAAUAAACUGAGACCAGGUGUCCUGAUCAAACAGAUGGAGGUGAGGAAAGUUUCCUCCUCCUCUCCCUCAGGACUGUACAGUAUGAAAUAUAAUCCACAGAUGGUUUCAGCUGCAGAGGAGGAGAGGAGGUCUCUGAUGGUGAUUGAUGAAGAACCUUAAACGUCCCUCUGACCUUCACUGGACUUCAGGGACUUUCAGACAUUUCUCAACAUGUUACUCUUUGUCUACAGAGCUCUGCAGUGAUGAUGUGUUUCUGUACUCCAGCCCUGAGGUCAGCACCAGCCUGGUUCACUCCACAAAAAGCCAAAGGGAUUUUUUCAUUGUGUUUUGGAUUAUUCCAGAAAAUAAACUGUGAGCAGCUAAAGUUUCUGAUCCUUCAGGUUUAGUUGAUCAGAUCAUCUUCUCAGAUGAACACCACUGUUCUGAUGUUUGAAGUAAGAAGCUAAUGUUAGGCUAUAAACCAACUACACCACGGUCACAUGACGUCAACGUCUCCACCACUAAGCUUCCAACUGGUCAUUUCAUUUAGCUCUGAGCUCUUCUACAAAAGCCUUUCUUCUUAGAAAGUUAGUGAGAGUUUGAAAGAGCGUGAGUAGAAACACAACGAGGCUGUAAAGGUGGACUGGUGAGUAGAUGGGUUUUCAUGUUAAUGUCUGGUGCUAGUUGAUGUCGCAGUGGAGCUCAGAUCCCUCUCGACACUGAUGAUGAUGAUCUAUAAUCUGCACUGAUGGACUGAAUCAGUGAAUCUGAUCAAUAAUGUUGAUGAUAAAAGCUUUUCUCUGAUGAAAUCUGAGGAUUUAUCUUCCAUCUCAUCACUGAGUCAUUCUCUGAUCUGCAGUCAGCUGAGUGAAGGUCACCUCCUGUUUAACAGUUGCUGAUGAAAUAAAAACAUACAGGUGAGAUUUUCCUGCAGCUCAUAGGUGUCGAUGAAGGACUGAUGAGGGACACAAUGAAAAUAUCUCAAAUUAAAUUGGUGUGUAAACCUUGUGACAGUGUUCACAUCACUGCCUCUCACUGUUGCAUCUUUGCACACAAAGAUAUUUUAAAAAAAAUAAUUUUAAAAAGGCAGCAGAAACUAAAGUUAGAGAUGUUUUCUGAGUCAGCGUCAGGUCUUCAACAGAGAAACAGGAAAUCGUUUAAAGGAAAACCCUGGUUUCUGUGUUUCUUUAAAGUUUCUGUUUGGAAAAAUCUGAAGCACUUUACAUUUUCUAUCUUUUUAAUCACCAAUUUGUGAAAAGAUUGUAAUGUGACAUUCCCUGACUUUCUCUGCUGCCUGUAGACUAAUUUCUAUGUAAAAGACUCAGGUCAUGUUUUCAAGAUGCUUGCUCCUGAGUGUCCCGCCAUAAUAAAAGUCUCUUUACAGCA